Salvelinus sp. IW2-2015 is the source of this 2476-nucleotide messenger RNA. Lineage: Eukaryota; Metazoa; Chordata; Actinopteri; Salmoniformes; Salmonidae. The record is from RefSeq and is a predicted model, not a curated record.
UGCAGCCACCGUGGGAAUGUAGUUUUUAACAGUGACAACGCCGAAUAGGUGUUGUUUAUAUAGUCAAAUAUUUUUGAACGAACAAUGUAUUGGAAGUGUCAUUUGGUUCGGUCGAGAUCUAGGUCACCGGUUAUUUCAUACGUCUGAUAUUAUGGACAUAUUUGGGCGUUUUGUUGUGAAUUUGCUCUUCCGGGGUGCAAGCCAGUCAGCUAGAUAGUUAGCUAAAUUACUCAACUAGUGUCACUUCAGGGAAAUGUGUUUCUUGUGACACAACGGAAACAUAAUUUCACAGUGGUUCACACCUCCAAGAGUUGGUCCUUUAUUGUCGUGUUAAUCGAAGACCCGUCUUAUACAGGAUUUCUCCGGAAUUUGGCCUGCUUUCGAAGAGUCGUGAUGCUGAACGUCCCAUCCCAGUCGUUCCCUGCAGCCAGCUCUCAGCAGCGUGUUGCUCCGGCCGGUCAGUCCGGCAGGAACAAGGUAGCAUUGAAGCCUGGCCACAGUCUGAUGGACUGGAUCCAUGUGGCUAAGAGUGGCCGGGACCUGACAGGGCUGAGAGGCAGACUUAUAGACGUCACGGAGGAGGAGCUGCAAAAACACAACACACGUGAUGACUGCUGGACCUGCAUACGAGGCAUGGUUUAUAAUGUGAGCCCCUACAUGGAUUUCCACCCUGGAGGAGAAGAGGAACUGAUGAAGGCAGCUGGGAAAGACGGAACAGACCUUUUUGACCAGGUCCACCGGUGGGUGAACUAUGAGUCCAUGUUAAAGGAGUGUAUGGUAGGGAGGAUGGCUGUGAAGGCCAGCACUGCUCUCAAAGCUCAGUCUGUGAUAAAGGACAGCAUCACUCAUUUAAAUGGUCUAGCCCCCCCUCCUCCGCCCACCUCCAUGCUCCCUCCUGCUUUCCUCACCCCUCCCUCACCCUCCUCAUCACUGCAACCCUCAGCCGCCCYGCCACCAACCCAACCCAAAGACGCYCGGCCCAGGUAUGACUGGUUUCAAACUGAUGUCACAGUCAAUAUUGUGGUUUACACCAAACGGAAGCUCCCCAGCUCUGGCUGUACCAUAGUUGACCUGCAAGAUGGUGUUCUACGGGUGGAAGUUCUUCUGGGGAAAAUGUCCUACAUACUGCGUCAAUGUCUAGCCCAAGAAGUAGAUGGAAGCGUUGCUGUCCACACAGCGUGUGCUGUGGGGAAGAUUCAAGUCAGCAUGCGUAAAGCGGCCAAAGGAAAGUGGGAGGAGCUUGGUGAACCACUGGAAUUCCAUGAUUCUCUUUUCAGGAAGAAAGAUCGAGCGAUCUUCUACAGAGAGUGUAUGUUAGUUUCUAAGACGGAGGUCACACACGACACCUGGGUGUUCCGGUUACAACUCCCUCUAGGGACGCUCAUGCACGUGCCGGUUGGGAAACACAUCUACCUCAAGUCCCUCAUCCAAGACAGUGAGGUGGUGAAGCCCUACACGCCAGUCGAGGAAACACUGGUACCAGCUACACUGGACUCCACACAAGGGACUGCAGCCACUGACAUCUUCCUCAUGAUCAAAGUCUACCCAGAUGGAGUGUUGACUCSACACCUAAACAACCUCAACAUCGGAAAACCAAGCUGAUGUUCUUCAACAGACAGGAAAGAGACAUCCUGUGGCACUCUGAACUUGACGGCCUCGCAGCUGAAGAUGAGAGGUUCCAGGUGGAGUAUAUUCUGUCCGAGCCGUGUGAUGGGUGGACAGGCAGGAAGGGGCGGGUUGAGGCCUCCAUGCURACUGACUUCCUGGUUAGGCCUGAGGGGUCAAAGGUCUUUGUGUGUGUGUGUGGCCCCUCAGCCUUCACCGAGCUGACUGUGGGGUUGGUGAGACAGCAUUGUUUCAGUGAAGAGGAGAUUCAUGUGUUCCAGGGCUGAGUGUCAGUCUCAGACCUGACAUAUCUCAACCUUACAGCCUGAGGUGCCAAUGGGACAUUGAGAGAACAACGUGUGUGUGUGAGAGAGAAGUGUGUGUGUUUGAGAGAAAGGAGACACAAUUUGUGAGAGAGUGUGGGAGAGAAGAGAUGUUAUUAGGCUGCCGGCCAAUGUGUUUUUUGGAACAAUGUCUUUCUAUGCACUGAUAGAUCUGACUCCUGUGGUUAGCAGCUCUGUCUCUCUAUUUCUGUGUGUUUCUGUCUCACGCUCUCUGGUGCUUUGAAACAYGGAUGGACAGUCAUUCUCUCUGGACGCCUAGGACGUGACCGCUGGGCUCUCUGAGCUGGUGAAUCACACACAACGGAUGAAUUGCCAAUUACCCAGCAGCACUGAACCCUCAGGUCAACAUCAUCAGCUCACUGUCUGUCUCUCUCUGUAACAGAACUCUUUGAACACACACACACAGAGAGAGAGCGAGAGAGAGAGCGAGAGAGAGAGAGUGAACCAUGUCUUACAUACUGUAGCUCACAGUCCCACACAUCCGCUACAUUGUGAUGUUAUUCUUUUGCUGUCGCCCCCCCCCCCCC